CCCGGCAGGUGGUACGGCUGCGCUGGGCCGUAUGUAGGUACCUACUAGAUGUUGACUGUUGUCACAUGUCGGCCGUCGUUGUCGGUUCGGUGACGCUCAGGGCAGCGAGGAGGAGGCGGCGUGGAAGAUGCCGAGGUACAGCGACGUUAAGCCCAGUCGUAGGUGGGGAGAGAGAGGGGACGGUUUUUCUCCACGCACCCGCAGCCCACUUUCCGGGCUCGAGGGCUCAAUCAAAUUGCCCUUCACGCAAUGGUGGUUUCAGUGCCUCGACGGGGCCAACACCCCCAAUUCCCUUCAUCAAAGUCAAUGUCCUCGCUUGGGCAAGCGGAAGCCUACCAGUGACCACGGAGCGCGCAGCUCCCGCCACAAAGCUUGGUCGGUGAGGCCACCGCUAGUGCCCAGCGCGAGCUCCAGUCCCCGGACUAGGUGCAACGUGUCGGCACGACGAGAUGGGCCGGCGCCUCAGGGACAAGGCGGCAGAAGAAGGUUGGGUGCUUCAUGGGUGCUUCAUGGGCGACAGCUGACAACUUAUCGCCCUCCUUGCCGCUGUAGGGUUCGCCGCAGGCACAGAACCAAGGACGACCUAGACGAUGACGAUGACCCACCCCCCUGACCUGGGAGAAUCAUGGCAGGCCCUUGCAUGCAUCCUCACAACUAUAGGAUGUCGUAGCCAUAGGAGCAAUUUCAACCUGUCCGGCGAUCCCAGGAACCGCGAUACCCAUGUCCCGCUGGGUCCGUCGGCCGGCAUCUUCUGCUGAGC
This is a messenger RNA of Ilyonectria robusta, 760 nucleotides long. RefSeq lists its product as uncharacterized. The transcript has a single exon. Lineage: Eukaryota; Fungi; Ascomycota; Sordariomycetes; Hypocreales; Nectriaceae. The record is from RefSeq and is a predicted model, not a curated record. The coding region runs from base 128 to 613 and encodes 161 amino acids.